GAGACGUGAGAGAGAGCGUGAUUCCAGGUCUCUCUCGGCUGCUCUCUCCACUUUGGGUACUCGUACCCAAUCGGACUCAAUGGGGCUCUAGCACUAAGGGGUUAAAAUUUAAAAUAAAGAUAUUCACCCCAAACCCCUCUUCAGUGUUUUAGGUUUUGUGCAUUAACUAGUGAAUCAUUAAGAAAGGUCUCCGGGAGAGAGGUAAAGCGUCUCUUGAGGCGUGCCUUUUUCUCUCGCCUCACAGAAGGUUCAGUCGGGUUCCCGUCGUCGGCUGGCUUUCUGUGACAGGAUAACUUCCCUCCAAAACCUACAUUUACAGCUCAACCAGGCCGGCAAACGUCUGCAACACUAUGGAUAUUCGAGAUUGUCCUUUCCGGAAGAAACGGAGACCAUGGCGCUUGAACUUCUCAUCCUUCGCCCUGGUAAUCGUGGUGCUCACCGUAUGCCAAACGACCCUGGUUUCGGCAGACCCAGUGGAUGUGCUGCGGGCCCUGCAGGUUCCCUCUCUCCCCGAGGGUGUGAAGAAAGUUCCUGGCUUCUGCACCUCCCGUCGCUCCAGCAGCCCCGAUCACGCUUACCGCAUCACCAAGAAGGCCCAGAUCUCCGCCCCCACCAAGCAGCUCUUCUCAGGUCGUUUCCCGGAGAACUUCUCCAUCAUGGCUCUGGUCAAGGCCCAGGCUGGCCUCCAGGCCUUCCUGCUCUCCAUCUACAGCGAGCAAGGCAUCCAGCAGCUGGGCGUUGAGCUGGGACGCUCUCCAGUGUUUCUGUACGAGGACCAUAACGGCAAGCCGGCCCCGGAGGACUACCCACUCUUCAGAGGCGUCAACCUGGCUGAUGGCAAGUGGCAUCGCAUUGCUUUCUCCGUUUCCAAGAAGAACGUGACGCUGCUGCUGGACUGCAAGAAGAAGAUGACCCGUCCUUUGCCCCGUGGCAACAACGCAGAAGUCGAUACCAACGGCAUCACGGUGUUCGGAGCCCGCCUGCUUGAUGAAGAGGUUUUCCAGGGAGACAUCCAGCAGCUGCUUAUUGCCUCCAAUGCCCAGGCUGCUUAUGACUUCUGUGAACACUACAGCCCCGACUGUGACUCCCCGCUGCCCAAGACCCAGGCUCAGGACCCCAACACAUACAAGAAGGAAACCAAUGGAAAGGCAGCCCCUACUAAGUCCCCCACUGUAAAAGCCAAACCUACUCCAGCCAAACCAGCCAAGAAUAGUUCACACAAACUUGUUGUCAAGCCACCAAUGCCCACCAAAGCUCCUAAGACUUCUCCAGUCAAGCCCGCCAAAGCAAAGCCCACAGUAUUACAGACCCUUUUAUCUAAAAUCAAACCAACAGCAGCAGCCAAAUCUAAGCCCACAGCUGCCCCAGCUAAGAAUGGCAAUGGUAAACCACCUGUUGUGAAGAAAGCUAACGGUGCAGCUAAAGUCAACGUCAAUGUCAAUGGAAAGGCUUCUGCAGAAAAAUCCAAUGGCAAAGUUGCAGCUGAGGCCAAACCUACUGCUCAAGCUAAAGUGAAUGGAAAUGGAAAAGUUGCUGCUGAAGCCAAACCUACUGUUCAGGCUAAAGCGAAUGGAAAUGAAAAAGUUACAGCUGAGGCUAAACCUACCACUCAGGCUAAAGUUAAUGGAAAUGGCAAAGCUGCAGCUGAAGCCAAACCUACCGCUCAAGCUAAAGUGAAUGGCAAUGCCAAGGUUGUAGUUGAAAAGAAAGUCAACGGGAAUGGAAAUUCAAAAGCAUCAGCUGAAAAGAAAGUCAAUGGAAAUGGGAAAGCCACUGUUGCAUCCAAGACUAAUGGAAAUGGUAAAACUACAGUGGAGAAGAAAGUCAGUGGAAACAGCAAAACUACCAUUGAGGUGAAAGAAGUUAAAGUUAACGGCAAAGCUGAGAAUAAAGUCAAUGGUGAGGCCAAGGCAAACGGCAACAGCAAAGUUACCACUGUGGUAGAAAAAAAGAUUGUUAUUAACGGUGCUGCGAGUCAGGCAAAAACUGAAACCACUACAAAAACGAAGACUGAGAAAGUUGUUAAAGUUGAGAAGACUGUCAUCAGCGCAACUAAAUCAGCUGCCAAAGUAGAAGCUACCAAGGCACCCAAACCAACAAAGGCAUCGAAACCAGAACCAACCAAACUGGCAAAAGCUGUGGCCACCAAAGCUCCCGCAGGCAAAACCCAACAGAAAGCAGAGGCCAAAGAGGUGGCCAAAGCUAAAACUGUAAUCACCAAAGUUCCUCUGGUCAAAUCAACGGCGUCAACCAGCGUCGUGAAGAGUGUGGUCAAAAAGCUUCCCAUCCCGACGAAAGUAGCCCCAACUCCCGCCCCAGUUCGGCCAACUCCCCCCAAACCCACGAAAUCCAAGGUGGUGGAGGACAAUAAUGUGAAAUCCCUGCACAAACCUUUCCCGCCGUUCGGCAAGACUGUGCUGAGUGGAACCGCAGUCACAACGAAGAAAGUUACCAACGGUUAUCAACAGGAUGUAGACACAGAGUAUUCUGAAGCUGGCCACACCCCUACAGAGACUGAUUAUUACUAUGAGGAGACGGUCCCACUGCCAGAGGGUGAGGUGAUUGGACACCAAGAGAUCCCGGUACAGCCUGAGGUGGAGCCAGUGCUGGUGGGAGAAGAGGUAGAUGCCACCAAGGCAGGCGGUGCGGGCGAGGAGGUCUUCACUGAGGAGUAUGUGACUGGGGACGUGGGCCUUAAGGAAUACGACUAUUCCUACAGGGACUACAAUGAUCCACUACCGGAGACUGGAGAGCUUGAUGCCAAUAUGGGCCCCGCCCUGUCCGCUGUGACAGACGAGGGAGGCGCUGCCGUUAGAGGCCAAAAGGGAGAGAAAGGUGAACCAGCUGUCCUGGAGCCUGGUAUGCUAAUUGAAGGACCUCCAGGACCUGAGGGGCCUGCUGGCCCAGCUGGACCACCGGGUCCUUCUGGACCUCCUGGCUCUGUUGGUGAUCCUGGAGAGAGGGGUCCUCCUGGUAAGGCUGGUCUGCCUGGAGCCGACGGAGUCCCUGGACCUCCUGGAACCUCAGUCAUGCUGCCUUUCCGCUUUGGUCAGAGCGGAGGAGAUAAAGGUCCAGCUGUUUCUGCUCAGGAAGCCCAGGCAGCGGCCAUCUUGUCUCAGGCCAGGAUGGCUCUGAAAGGCCCUCCUGGACCGAUGGGGUUCACCGGGCGCCCGGGGCCUCUGGGAAAUCCAGGAAGUUCUGGUUUGAAAGGAGAGUCUGGAGACCCUGGUCCUCAGGGUCCCAGGGGUCCUCACGGUAUAAUGGGACCUCCAGGCAAAGCAGGAAGAAGAGGUCGUGCUGGAGCUGACGGUGCCCGGGGAAUGCCAGGAGAGCCAGGAUCAAAGGGUGAUCGUGGUUUUGAUGGACUUCCCGGUUUACCUGGAGACAAGGGGCACAGGGGUGACACUGGGCCAAUGGGAACACCGGGAAGCCAAGGAGAGGAUGGAGAGAGGGGAGACGACGGAGACGUCGGACCCAGAGGUCUCCCAGGUGAACCAGGACCUCGUGGUUUGCUUGGACCCAAAGGUCCUCCAGGAAUCCCCGGACCUCCGGGAGUGCGAGGAAACGACGGCCCCUCCGGUCCCAAAGGGAACUUGGGUCCACAAGGUGAGCCAGGACCCCCGGGUCAGCAGGGAACUCCAGGAACUCAGGGAAUGCCAGGACCUCAGGGAGCCAUCGGACCCCCAGGAGAGAAAGGUCCCUCUGGGAAACCGGGUCUGCCAGGCAUGCCCGGAGCCGACGGUCCUCCUGGUCACCCCGGAAAGGAGGGGCCUCCUGGUACCAAAGGAAACCAUGGUCCCAACGGUCCCCAGGGAGCGAUCGGCUAUCCCGGCCCUCGUGGUAUUAAGGGAGCUCAAGGAAUCCGUGGACUGAAGGGCCACAAAGGAGAGAAGGGAGAAGAUGGUUUCCCAGGAAUUAAGGGAGACUUUGGUGUCAAAGGAGAGAGGGGUGAGAUUGGAGUGCCAGGACCCAGAGGAGAGGACGGUCCAGAGGGGCCAAAGGGUCGCGUCGGCCCCCCUGGUGAGCUCGGACCAAUCGGACUUGUUGGAGAGAAGGGUAAACUUGGUGUACCGGGACUUCCUGGAUAUCCUGGAAGACAAGGUCCGAAGGGAUCUCUCGGAUUCCCAGGAUUCCCUGGUUCAAACGGCGAGAAGGGAACCAGAGGUAUCAGUGGUAAAGCUGGACCAAGAGGACAGAGAGGACCAACGGGUCCGAGAGGACAGAGAGGACCGAGAGGCGCAACUGGGAAACCAGGAGCAAAGGGAACGUCAGGAAGUGACGGUCCUCCAGGCCCACCGGGAGAGAGGGGACUGCCCGGGCCUCAGGGAGCCAACGGUUUCCCCGGACCGAAGGGGCCGCCUGGACCGCCAGGAAAGGACGGGCUGCCGGGACACCCCGGACAGAGAGGAGAAGUCGGUUUCCAAGGUAAAAUGGGCCCCCCGGGGCCUCCUGGAGUCGUCGGCCCUCAGGGUCCGUCCGGUGAGACCGGCCCCAUGGGGGAGCGCGGGCACCCCGGGCCCCCAGGACCGCCCGGAGAGCAGGGGCUCUCAGGCCCCUCUGGGAAGGAGGGUACCAAAGGAGACCCUGGACCCCCUGGAGGUCCCGGUAAAGACGGCCCCCCAGGACUGAGAGGCUUCCCUGGUGAACGAGGACUGCCUGGAACUCCGGGCGGUGGGGGGCUGAAGGGCAGCGAGGGACCAGCUGGACCUCCUGGACCUGCUGGGUCUCCUGGCGAGCGGGGCCAAGCCGGCACCGCCGGACCCGUCGGACCUCCCGGCAGACCGGGCCCUCAGGGCCCUCCGGGACCAGCUGGAGAGAAAGGAGUUCCUGGGGAGAAAGGUCCGAUUGGCCCUGCGGGGCGGGAUGGAGUGCAGGGUCCAGUGGGUCUGCCGGGCCCUGCCGGAACACCCGGAGUCCCAGGAGAGGAUGGAGAUAAGGGCGAGGUCGGAGAGCACGGUCAGAAGGGAGCCAAGGGCGCUAAAGGAGAACAUGGUCCUCCUGGUCCUCCUGGACCCAUGGGUCCUGUCGGGCAGCCCGGUCCUGCUGGCGCUGAUGGAGAGCUGGGUCCCAGGGGGCAGCAGGGGCCGUUUGGAGCCAAAGGAGACGAAGGAUCCCGAGGAUUCCCCGGAGCGCCAGGACCCAUCGGACUGCAGGGUCUGCCCGGUCCGGCUGGAGAGAAGGGAGAGAUGGGAGACGUCGGACCUCUGGGACCACCGGGACCCCCGGGACCCCGAGGACCUGCUGGACCCAACGGAGCCGACGGCCCUCAAGGUCCUCCCGGUGGUUUGGGUAACCCUGGACCCCUAGGAGAGAAGGGCGAGCCGGGGGAGGCCGGGCCGCCGGGGAUUGUGGGAGAGCCCGGGAAGAAGGGCCCUCGAGGAGAGCGUGGAGAGAAAGGCGAGGCGGGUCAGCCCGGACCCGGCGGGACGGUGGGAGGACGGGGACGGCCCGGAGACGACGGGCCCAAAGGAAACCCAGGUCCGGUGGGCUUCCCGGGUGAUCCUGGCCCCCCCGGAGAGCUCGGACCCAGAGGUCAAGACGGCGCCAAGGGAGAGCGAGGGGAGGACGGUGAAGCGGGAGAGUCUGGCUCCCCAGGACCUCCUGGAGAGAACGGACCACCCGGCCCACCAGGAAAGAGAGGUCCUGCUGGAACCAGAGGACCGGAGGGCCGUCAGGGGGAGAAGGGAACCAAGGGAGAUCCAGGAGCCGUCGGCCCCCCAGGAAAGACGGGCCCCGUGGGCCCCCAGGGUCAGCCAGGAAAGCCAGGAACAGAGGGUCUGAGAGGGCUGCCGGGAUCAGUGGGGGAGCAAGGAUCCCCGGGACCUGCUGGUCAGAGAGGACCGCCUGGACCUCUGGGGCCUCCUGGUCUGCUGGGUCUGCGAGGAGACCCCGGCGCUAAGGGAGAGAAGGGUCACCCGGGUCUCAUCGGACUGAUCGGACCUCCAGGAGAGCAGGGAGAGAAGGGAGACCGGGGUCUGCCCGGACCGCAGGGAUCCACCGGAUCUAAAGGAGAGAAUGGGAUGCCAGGAGGAACCGGACCUCUGGGCCCUGCUGGGCCUCCCGGUCUGCCUGGUCCUCAAGGUCUGAAAGGCGCUAAAGGAGCCAGUGGAGGAGCGGGUCCAAAGGGAGAGAAAGGUGUGCAGGGACCUCCUGGACCUCCUGGCCCGGCGGGCGAGGUCAUCCAACCGCUGCCCAUCCAGAGGAGCCCCAAGUCCAAGCGCUCCAUCGACGCCAGCCAGCUGCUGCCCGAGUCCGACGGCGACACGCCCGCCGCCGACGCCGCCGGCGCCGAGUUCCUGAUGGGCAGCGAGGGCAUGGAGGAGAUCUUCGGCUCGCUCAACUCGCUCCGGCAGGAGAUCGAGACCAUGCGCUUCCCUCUGGGCACCCAGGACAGCCCAGCCCGCACCUGCCAGGACCUGCACCUCAGCCAGCCCGACCUCAAGGACGGAGAGUACUGGAUCGACCCCAACCAGGGCUGCUCCAGAGACUCCUUCAAGGUCUUCUGUAAUUUCACCAACGGAGAAACGUGCCUGUAUCCCAGCAAGACCAUCGACACGGUGAAGAUGAGCUCCUGGGACAAAGAGACUCCGGGAUCCUGGUUCAGUCAGUUCUCCACUGGGAGUAAGUUCUCCUACGUGGACUCUAACGGCGAGCCGGUGGGCGUGGUCCAGCUGGGCUUCCUGCGCCUGCUGAGCGUCCAGGCCCGCCAGAACCUCACCUACCACUGCCACCGCUCCGUGGCCUGGGCCGACCGAAGCGCCAAGAAUAACUACAACCGGGCGCUGCACCUCCAGGGCGCCAACGACGAGGAGCUGAGCUACGAGACCAACCCUUACAUCAAGGCCCUGGUGGACGGCUGCUCUUACCGUAAGGGCUUUGACAGGACAGUGCUGGAGGUCAACACGCCGCAGGUGGAGCAUCUUCCUCUGCUGGACAUCAAGGUGUCAGACUUUGGGGAGAGCAACCAGCAGUUUGGCUUUGAAGUGGGACCUGUCUGUUUCCAAGGCUAAAAACACACACACAUGCAUACACACACACAGACACACACACGUACAUGCAGAGAACAACACAUGCAAAUACUGACACACACACAUACACAUGCACUUAGAGACACAUUUAUAUAUGAUAAACAUACACACCCAGUAAUUUGUAAAUUAACUUGUAAAUGAUAUAAAAUACACACACAUGCAUUCACACACACACACACACACACACACACAUAUGCAGAUGCUGUUGUGAGACAAACACACUCAAGUACGUGCCUGGGAAAAACAACUUCCUCCCAACGUUUAACGGACAUCACAAAAGGCAAAGAGGAGAGAGAUUUUGAGAAAAGCGAGUGAAAGCUGGCGGAGAGGAGGCGUCGCCCGGCGGCUCGACGGCGAGAGAGAGAGGAGACGCGCAGGAGAGAGAGAGAGAGAGCGCGUUCUCCAGGGAAAAAUCAGUGUUUCUUUACCAGCAGCAGGAAAAGGCCGUCCUGAGAGAGCGUGGAGGCCGCCGCCCCCCUCCCCCCUCUCACUCCUCUCUCCUCCCCGCUGUCGUCUCACCUGCUCUACCUCCCCCCCCCCUCCUCCUCCUCCUCCUCCUCCUCUUCCUCCUCCUCCCAGCCGAAGGGUCGCGCUCGGAUCACCCCCCCCAUGCUUUAACCCCGCCUGAUCGACGAGAAACUCCUGUGUAGCCGUCCUCCUGUCCCACGUGCCUCUGCUCUUUGGCGUCUUGUUGGCCGUUUCCUUCCUCCACAUGUCGCUGAGUUUCGGCUUCCUCGCCUCUGUACGGUUUUGUAAAUUAUCUGAUCGUCUAGUUUUUUGAAGAUCUGAAUAUGAACAGUCUCAGAAUGAACCAAAGAUUUAGUUCCAGCAGUGAGAACAGGAAACUCACAGCAGGGUACCUAACGCGUCACUCGUCUUAUUUAUCAUCUUGUCUUUUCCACCACUUCGCAGUUGGAAUAAAACUGUCUGAAAAUGUGAUUCACUGAUGAUAAAAAAAAACGAGCAUUCUGGGGUUUUGAUGGAGUCCGGUGUGAAGCAGGAUCACUGACCUCUGAACCUCCACCCUGAGAGCGGAACGCACCGUUUGAGUUGUUGCAUGCAGACGGGCGCGGCCGAGUGUCGACGCCCAGACCAGUGAAAUUAAAGCCAUUUUUUUAUAAGCUGUGCUGAGCGUGACGCUUCUGUACUCGCAUGUCGCUGGAGACCAGGGGUCGCGACCUCACAUCCAUCAGUCCAGUAUUUGCUGAGUCACUUUAUGGGUACUUCGAUCACCUGUUUCCCCUUCCAGAACACGUUUUCUGAUUCAGCGUCCGAGCACAGAAUAUCAUCAGGGAUCCCAUCAUGUGUUCAAGACAUUCAAAGCUCCUUCCUUUUUUUUUUUUUCCAGCAGCGGUGAAUAAAAUGCAUGCUUUAUUGAAAUAAACUGCGUGGCAAGGUGCUAAUUAUACAAAAAAAAAAGCAUAAAAGUUUGAAUAUUCACUCUGAGUCAUCCAUUUUUUAGUCUCUUCUACACUUUGAUGAAGCUUUUUACUGGGGAGGAUGUGCGUUACAUUCCAUUUGUACAGAAAUAGUGAUAUUCUAUUGUAUUUAUUUAAAUCAAACAGGGUGCUUCGAGAGAAAGAAACCAAGAACCAGCAGACGCGUCGGGCAAAUGUGGUGUAUUUCGUUUGUAUUUAUUUCCUGCAGCUGACGCGCGACGAGUGGAGAGAAGCGAGUUGUCUGAAACUCACUGCCGGCUUCUGUUCACAAACCAUCCAGUCUCCUUUUGUACCAUCUCAAACCGUCUGUGGCCAUAUUUUAUUGUAACAUCCACCUUUUAGUGUUUUCAUCAACUGUACUGUGCUGUUAAAAUUUUUUUUUUUUGCUUCCACUGUAAUAAUUAUUAAAUGGUGACUCUCCA
Molecule: messenger RNA, 8889 nt
Organism: Salarias fasciatus (jewelled blenny)
Lineage: Eukaryota; Metazoa; Chordata; Actinopteri; Blenniiformes; Blenniidae
Gene: col11a2
Product: collagen, type XI, alpha 2
Exons: 65
Coding region: 351-7010 (2219 amino acids)
Cellular component (GO): extracellular matrix
Molecular function (GO): extracellular matrix structural constituent
Source: RefSeq, a predicted model, not a curated record